AUGAAUAACGAAAAAUAUUUAUUUUUAUUAAAUGAAAUUUAUACAAAUGGUUAUACCGAUUACAUAUUAGAUAUUCUAUCAAUUUUAGCGGUUAUUUCUGGUAUAUGUGUAAUUAUAAGCAAAAACCCUAUAGUGUCAGUAUUACAUUUAAUAGCAUUAUUUGCUAAUGUUUCUUUCUAUUUAAUUAUAAUAGGUUUAAAUUUUAUAGGUUUAUCUUAUUUAAUCGUAUAUAUAGGUGCUGUAUCUAUCUUAUUUUUAUUUAUUCUGAUGUUAAUAAAUAUUAGAACAAGUGAACUUCAAAGUAAUACUAGUAAUAGUAUCCCUUUAACAAUUAUCGUAGGGAUAGUUAUUAGUUAUUCUUUAUUCCAAAUGUUACCUUAUGGCGUUUUAAUAUCAAGUCAUUUAAGUGACAGCAAUUUAAAUGAAAAUAUUUAUGCUAUGCAAGUAGCAGGUGGACAAUAUAAUAAUAUUAAUAGUCUUAAUACAGAUAAAAAUGAUUUAUUUUUUAUAACAUCUAAAAUAUGA
Molecule: messenger RNA, 525 nt
Organism: Thermothelomyces thermophilus ATCC 42464
Lineage: Eukaryota; Fungi; Ascomycota; Sordariomycetes; Sordariales; Chaetomiaceae
Exons: 1
Coding region: 1-525 (174 amino acids)
Molecular function (GO): NADH dehydrogenase (ubiquinone) activity
Source: RefSeq, a predicted model, not a curated record